Molecule: messenger RNA, 3683 nt
Organism: Ornithorhynchus anatinus (platypus)
Lineage: Eukaryota; Metazoa; Chordata; Mammalia; Monotremata; Ornithorhynchidae
Gene: PHAF1
Product: phagosome assembly factor 1
Exons: 16
Coding region: 194-1501 (435 amino acids)
Biological process (GO): Golgi to plasma membrane protein transport
Cellular component (GO): synaptic vesicle membrane; dendrite; trans-Golgi network
Source: RefSeq, a predicted model, not a curated record
CGGUCGAGCCCGCUCCUGCCGGCGAAGAGGUGGGAGGGGAGCGGUGUGGGGCCUGCUCCGGGGCCGCAGGAGAAAGAGGGGGCGGCGGCUCAGCGGUCGGUUUGUCUUCUCAGCUACGGUCCCUCCGCAGGGUCCCCGCCCCCGCACCGUCCCCAGCCGCGACCGAGGCCCGGGCCCCCCACUGGCCGAGCCAAUGCUAGAUCUGGAAGUGGUACCCGAGCGCUCUCUGGGGAACGAGCAAUGGGAAUUCGCACUGGGAAUGCCACUGGCUCAGGCCGUAGCAAUUCUUCAGAAAUACUGUCGCAUCAUCAAAAAUGUCCAGGUUCUCUACAGUGAACAGGCUCCUCUUAGCCAUGACCUCAUCCUUAACCUGACUCAGGACGGGAUCAAACUGCUGUUUGAUGCUUUCAAUCAGAGGCUCAAGGUAAUUGAAGUUUAUGACUUGACUAAAGUGAAGUUAAAAUAUUGUGGCGUCCAUUUUAACUCUCAGGCUAUAGCUCCAACCAUAGAACAGAUCGACCAGUCCUUUGGAGCCACCCAUCCAGGAGUGUACAACUCAGCUGAACAACUUUUCCACCUCAACUUCAGAGGAUUAUCCUUUUCUUUUCAGUUAGACUCAUGGGCCGAGGCUCCAAAAUAUGAGCCUAAUUUUGCCCAUGGCCUAGCUUCUCUACAAAUUCCCCAUGGAGCAACUGUGAAGCGUAUGUACAUCUAUAAUGGAAACAGCUUGCAAGAUACCAGGGCACCUGGGAUGCCUCUCAGCUGUUUCCUGGGGAAUGUGUACGCAGAGAGCGUUGAUGUCUUGCGAGAUGGAACUGGACCCUCGGGUUUGCGGCUCCGCUUGCUCACUGCAGGCUGUGGCCCAGGUGUGUUGGCUGAUGCCAAGAUGCGGGUAUUUGAGCGCUGUGUGUACUUUGGUGAUUCAUGCCAAGAUGUUCUGAGCACUUUGGGAUCGCCACAUAAAGUCUUCUACAAAUCAGAAGACAAGAUGAAGAUUCAUUCUCCUUCCCCUCAUAAGCAGGUUCCAUCCAAGUGCAACGACUACUUCUUUAACUACUUCACACUCGGAGUGGAUAUUCUUUUUGAUGCAAUUACCCACAAAGUGAAGAAAUUUGUCCUGCAUACAAAUUACCCUGGACAUUAUAACUUCAACAUUUACCACCGUUGUGAGUUCAAGAUUCCACUUGCCACUAAGAGAGAUGCAACUUCCCAAUGGUCUGACUGUGUUGUCUUCUCAGAAAGUGCUGAUUCUCAGACCGAAACCUGCACGACUUACAGCAAGUGGGACAGCAUCCAGGAUCUCUUGGGCCAUCCUGUGGAGAAGCCUGUAGUCCUUCACAGGUCAUCCUCUCCAAACAACACCAACCCAUUUGGAUCCACAUUUUGUUUCGGGCUGCAGCGGAUGAUCUUUGAGGUGAUGCAGAACAACCACAUAGCUUCUGUCACCCUCUACGGCCCACCCAGGCCCAGCAGCCAGGUGAGAACAGCGGAUCUUCCUUAGUGAGCGUCGCCUUCAAAGCCAACCGAUCUCCAAUGUUCCAGAAUUAGUACAGCGUGCCUUGAUUUGCUUGUAUGUGGAAAGCACGGUGUGAUAGGUUUUCUCCAUCUCCCCUUCCUCCGGGCGGUGCGAAGGGAGCAUCUCUCAAAUCUUCCCAAAGGCCUGGAAGUCUUGGUGAGGAACACAGCUGGCUGGCUAGCUAGCUGGCUAGCUGGAUCAUCUCUUUUGUACUCCCCUUGUCCUGCUCAGCUCAGCACAGCCCUGAAGGAACUGAUCUGCUCAUCUUCCCCCUUUUACUUCUCUCUCUGAUGCCCUGCUGGCAGAAAAGCGAGAGAACCCGGGGGUGGGCGGUGGUGCAGAAGGACUGCAAAGUAUUAGAAGCACAAACUUUCUGAGCCUUGAAGCAUCUGGACACAGGUAUUGAUUAGUCUGUGUGUUUGUGUUGCUGUAUUAAUGUGGUAGACACAUUUAAGAAAGCAAAAUGAUAUAGACUUCUAUCUAGCUAGCUCUCUACAUAUAUAUAUAUAUAUAGAUAGAUAGAUAGAUAUAUAGACAGAUAUAUAAAUACAAAAAAAACCCCAUCGGUAUUUCUGUGGCUUGGACAGCGUACCACAUGUGACAAGGGUGUGUGUAUAUAUGUCCGUGAUUUCAGGCAUCACAUCUUUGUGUAACUUUUCUAAAAAACAAACAAGUAGCAUGUGCAUAAUACUUGGUUUGUAACAUUUGCACUACAUACACUUUAAUUACUUGAUCAACAUUAUCUUCAUGGAGGAGCAGGAGGAAGAGGAUGUGGACUUGGGUGACUUGGGUGUGAUGGUUAUUUAAUGCGUGCUGUGUUUCAAAGCUUAUUUAUAUGGUGGAACAAGCAAUCCACUGUCCUGCACUAAUAUUUACUUGACAUGCUGGAACAGUUGUUUUGGGGCCUUGCCUGACUCGCUAAUCUUUCGGGGUUGGUUUCUGGGGGCUUUUUCUGUUUUUAUUUACACAAGUCCAGUUCCCCCUGGAAUAUCACAGCAUAGGUAAUAGGGGCCUCCACCCCGGAGGGGGAGCGGCAGAAGGGAGCCGGGGCGCCUCGUUCUGUUUCCCAUGUGGAGGCUCCUUUCUUUUAACCUAAAGUUUCCCGCCGUGGGGUGGCCCGUCUCGAGCUCGCUGGGGCUCGAGACGUGGGCUCUGAAACUUGAAGCUCUGCAGCUUUGGAGGGCAGGAAGGAGCAGGCCCUCCUUCCGGGUCUGGGUCCCGAAGCAUCGCUCCCUGACACCUGGAAAGGCACAUACGUGUGUGUCGCUUCGUCGAGACAUAGGCUUGUUUGAUUUGAUGCCAAAGUUUUAGCCAAAGACAUCGUUGUCCUCCAACCGUUGUUUCAGCAUUUCUGUCCGUACAGUUGAACUGCACCCGCAGUCCCCAGGGCUUUUCUAGUUGAGGCGCUCACUGCUCGCCAGGUUUUGUAUCAGAGAGGAUGGUCUGGGUUGGUGACUCUCUUGAUGAGUCCUAUUCGAGGAAAGACAUAGUCGUCUUUUAAAAUAUUAACCCUUUUUAAAAAAAAAAAAAAGAGAAAUGUAUAAUUUUAUCCCAUUUUUAAUAUUUUGGUGUAGCAACUUGUGAUACAUAGAUGACAAUUUUGUGAGGUUUUUCAAAUGUGUGUACAGAUUUUUGUAAAUAUGACAUUUUUGUAAUUUUAACUCCUGUACAGUGUAAUCCUGUAUAGUUUAUCGAUGAACAAGAUCUAGGAAAUCAGAUGAUACUGAACAUUUGAAACCCGGACCAGUAGCAGGGGCAACGUCGUGUGUAGGUCAUUUCUUCCACCAUAUAGUCUUCCUGUAUACUGUGACGUUCGAUACCGCUUGGCUAAAACACAAACCAUUGGGAAUCUAGCUGACAAGGGAAAACGAAGUACCGUCUAUUCAUCAGAGUAAAUUUCUUUUCCGACCCCACUCCCUCCUGCGCCGUUGUUUCCUGUGAUCAUUGCUGGCUGAGAUCUCUGCACCCCACUUGAUUCCUGCUUUCCUUUUGGGUUUGGAUUUUUAGUUUUCCCAACCCUCCUGUAAGUGAAAUGAAUACCUAAUGAGCAUGUAAAUGGAAAGACAAAUAAAAUGAAACUCUCAGUUACUGUUUUUGUGUUAACUACAGUGGCUGGGUGUGUUUUGUAAUAAAACAGUGAAGGCUUUUGGUCAUUCCUGGACCGGAA